This is a messenger RNA of Strongylus vulgaris, 762 nucleotides long. The record is from the annotation of a GenBank genome assembly. NCBI's taxonomy places the organism in Eukaryota, Metazoa, Nematoda, Chromadorea, Rhabditida, Strongylidae.
GAAUCUCUGCGGACGCAAGAAUUCCAAAGGUACGAUGGUUGGUACAAUAACCUUGCAAAUCGCGAUUGGGGAAGUGCAGGUGAACUGUCAAAGGUCAUUCACUUUUACUUCGGUUUAUUUUUAGGUAGCCGCCUUCACCGAGACUCUCCGUCCAACUACGAAGAUGGAGUGUACAUGAUGAACUUAUCGCUACCGUCUGCACGUGUGCUCUCUGAUCUCGUCUUUAAAGGCAAAGCUGGUAUUCCAAAUGCACGAAAUCUCACCUCAAUGUUUGCCUUCUUCAGUGGGUUUUUUCUAAGGUUGCUCUCGGGACCAACAUACAUUUUGCCCAACUAUAAUUUAACAAUUAUAUGUUGUUUAGGUCAGGUUGUUGCCUAUGAAAUCAUGGCUUCGACGGCAACCAGCUGUCCGUUGGAAAUUAUGAAAAUUCCAGUGCCAGCGGGCGAUCCAGUAUACGACAUUGAUGGUACCGGUACAGAAAUCCCAUUUACAAGAGCAAAAUACGAUAAGCAAACUGGGCAAGGAUUCAAUUCGCCUCGUGAGCAGGUCAAUGAACGAACUGCAUGGAUUGACGGCUCAUUUGUAUACAGCGUAAUGGAAGCAUGGGUAGCCACUAUGAGAUCAUUUGAAAAUGGUACGCUCAAGGAAGGAAACACUAAGAGAUAUCCGCCCUUGAAUAAUCCACACAUUCCGCUGAAUAAUCCACCUCCUCCACAGAUUCAUCGCUUGAUGAAUCCUGAUCGGUUAUUUCGUGAGUUAUAA